GCGCACAGCUCGGGUUUGUUGCAGGGCACUGGAGCAGCGGUGUAACCGAUCCCAGCUGCUGCCGUGGGGGGAAUCCGAGCUAUUCCCGUCCCCCACAGGCUUGGUCACGUGUCCUUUGGGAGCAGUUUAGUUUCUAGAGACCACGUCGGAAGAAGAAGAAGAGAGGAAACGCGCGUCGUUACGCACAGCCCAGUUUGGACAGCAAACAUCUUUAGCGCGCGCGUUUAACGAUCCGUCCGGCGGCGACUCAUCAAGCAGAUCAGUUUUGUUUUGGGGCGUUGUCGUGUAAACACUUCAUAGUGGUACACAGAUCCGACUGGCACUGACACGGCGUGUGUGUGUGUGUGUGAGAUCCCUCAGUCACAGACUCGUCAAAACUUCUGCGCUUUUACCAACAACUGUGAUCUUUACUGCGAGGAGCCGCUGCUGCUACAAGUCGACGCGCGGAGCUGUCACGGAGAGAACCGAGAGCCCAGCGUCGUCCACAGUGGUGCUGCUCGUUGCUAACUAGGCUGCCUCCGAGCCCACAGGUAAUUGGCCAGCUUUCGUGGGUUUUGAUGUCACUUCUAGAUUGGUUUAACUGAAGAUGGAAACACUGGAGUCUGAGCUGACCUGCCCGAUCUGCCUGGAGUUGUUUGAAGACCCUCUGCUCUUGCCCUGCGCCCACAGCCUGUGCUUUAACUGCGCCCACCGCAUCCUGGUGUCCCACUGCUCCACCAGCAAGCCCCUUGAGUCAAUAUCGGCCUUUCAGUGCCCCACCUGUCGUUACGUCAUCACGCUGAAUCACCGCGGCCUGGAGGGCCUUAAGCGCAAUGUGACGCUGCAGAACAUCAUUGACCGCUUUCAAAAGGCCUCCCUUAGCGGCCCCAAUUCCCCCACUGAGAGCCGGCGUCUGCAGCCGCAGCGGCCCUACACCGCCACCAUUAGCGGUUCAAUAGCUGGAACGAUUGGCGGCGGCGGCGGUGGUAGUGGAAGUGGAAGCAGUGCCCGCGGCAGCCCGGCCACUUCCAGCCACUCCCACCCGCACGCCAACCACGCCAAUCACACCAAUCACGCAAACCACACCAACGCGAACCACAGCCCGGCUGUUGUCGCUAAAAUGGAUCCACGCAUCAGCUGCCAGUUCUGCGAGCAGGAUCCGCCACGCGAGGCCGUCAAGACGUGUGUCACGUGCGAGGUGUCGUACUGCGACCGCUGCCUCCGUGCGACACAUCCGAACAAGAAGCCGUUCACCAGCCACCGUCUGGUGGAGCCGGUGCCGGACACGCACAUCCGCGGCCUGACCUGCCUGGAGCACGAGAACGAGAAGGUCAACAUGUACUGCUUGGUGGACGACCAGCUCAUUUGUGCCCUCUGCAAGCUGGUGGGGCGCCACCGAGAGCACCAGGUGUCCUCGCUCACUGAACGCUUUGAUAAGCUCAAGGCUUAUCAGGUGAGCCCGGGCAGAGUGUCAGAUGCGGUAAUGGAGGCUUCAAAGACAAGCGCUGCGCAAACCCUGGAGAACAACCUGACCAACCUGGUGAAGAGGAACAGCGAACUGGAGAACCAAAUGGCAAAGCUCAUCCAGAUCUGUCAACAGGUCGAGGUGAACACAGCCAUGCAUGAAGCCAAGCUGGUGGAGGAGUGUGAUGAGCUCGUGGAGAUCAUCCGCCAGAGAAAACAGGUCAUUGCUGUGAAGAUCAAAGAAUCCAAGGUGAUGAAACUACGCAAGCUGGCUCAGCAGAUUGCAAACUGUCGCCAGUGUCUGGAGCGCUCCAGUGCCCUCAUCACACAAGCCGAACAGAGCCUGAAGGAGAACGACCACGCCCGCUUCCUCCAGACCGCCCGAAAUGUAGCAGAAAGGGUUGCCAUGGCGACGGCCUCGUCCCAGGUACUCAUCCCUGACGUCAACCUGAAUGAGGCGUUUGACAACUUUGCCCUGGACUUUUCCAGAGAGAAGAAGAUUCUCGAAGGACUAGAUUACCUAACAGCUCCAAACCCGCCAUCCAUAAGAGACGAGCUGUGUACCGCCUCCCACGACACCAUCACUGUUCACUGGACGUCAGAGGACGAGUUCAGCGUCACCUCCUACGAGCUGCAGUACACCAUCUACACUGGGCAGACUAAUUUCAUCAGUUUGUACAACUCGGCAGACAGCUGGAUGAUCGUACCGAACAUCAAGCAGAACCACUACACGGUGCACGGCUUGCAGAGUGGCACCCGUUACAUCUUCUUUGUCAAGGCCAUCAACCAGGCAGGAAGCCGCAACAGUGAGCCAGCCCGCCUCAAAACCAACAGUCAGCCCUUCAAGUUAGACCCAAAGACGGCCCACAAGAAGCUGCGUCUGUCCAACGACUGUCUGACCAUGGAGAAGGACGAGAGCUCGCUGAAGAAGAGCCACACCCCGGAGCGCUUCAGCGGCACGGGCUCCUAUGGCGCGGCGGGUAACGUCUUCAUUGACAGCGGGUGCCACUACUGGGAGGUUCUGCUGGGAGCGUCCACAUGGUAUGCCAUCGGCGUGGCUUACAAAUCAGCCCCGAAAAACGAAUGGAGCGGCAAGAACUCGUCCUCAUGGGUGUUCUCACGCUGCAACAACAACUUUAUGGUGCGCCACGACGGCAAGGAGAUGCUGGUGGAGGCGAGCCUGCAGCUGAGGCGGCUGGGCGUCCUGCUGGACUACGACAACAAUACACUGUCCUUCCAUGACGCCAUGAACUCCCAGCACAUCCACACCUUCGAAGUCUCCUUCCUCCUGCCCGUUGUGCCCACUUUCAUGAUCUGGAACAAGUCGGUCAUGAUACUCUCAGGGCUUCCCGUCCCCGACUUUGUCGACGGCGUGGGCUCAGAUCUUCAAGAGCAGCAGCAGCAGCAGAUGGGCCUGUGCCGACAAGAGUCGCCAUACUUGACCGGGAUGAAGACCUGCCACUGAGAAAGGCCCACAAAUGGCCUAGCAGAGUCCACUCAGACGCGGUGACUGAAAGGAGGCAUUGAGAGGACCAGUUACUUUCUUAUGGAUUUAGAAAGUGUUGGAGAUAUACACACCAGUCUGAAAUGUCAGUCCUGUUAGUUUGUAGCCAUCCAAUGCUUUGCAAAUCCAUCAGCGAAUGGGAGCAAGGUCUUUUGACUGCAAACGUCAGUAGACCUGAAAUUCAUCUGAUGCCCUGGAGUUAAUGAAGGCAGGGCUGGACAUCUGGUUUUAUGACCAUUUAAGGUCUUCCUGUUUGAUUUAUCUUCCUCCUGAUCCGACCCUAGGCAGAAGACUAAGUAGGGAAUGCUCUCGUCAGCCAUUUAGAGUCUGAAGUUACAACAUGUGAACAGUGAGAUUAAAAAAACACAAUGCAGAGGCAGCAAAAAAAAAUCCAGUGAAGAAUCCUCUGACUACAGACAUUUUAACUUUAUUUUAAAUGUCCGUAUUUCCAUCUCAUUAAGGUUACAUGAUAUGUCAAGCAAACUAAAUUUGACCAAAGCUAAAUUAAAAUUUUAAUGAAUUAGCAGCUAAAGGAAUAGUUUAGUUUUAGUUUUUGUGGCAAGAAUGAUUUGAGAUCGAUACCACUCAUGUUUGUACGCUACAUAUGAAGCUAGAGCCAGCAGGGUUUUUUAUAACCUUCAUCCACCUGACCCGUUAUGAGAGCCAAACCGCACCGCCCAAACCGCAAAAAUAUGCGUCAAUCGACCACCUGAACCCAACCCCACCCGCUAACCGCCAACGUUAUGCAUUAUAGUACCACAAUAAGGACUGAGAGAGGAAGAGAAGGUGCCAGGUGGACUAUUGCAUGCAAUGUUUCUGUAAGUUAUUAAUAACUUACCCGGAACGCUGCUUUGUCAAUUUGUCACCCACCCGUCCGAACCCGCGAUAUUUUCUAGUAAGCUCACCCUAACUGGGUCUCUAGGUUCUGGGUUUACCCAUGCAUCACGACUGGGCGGUCUCCAGUCUACUAGGUCCUGCUCAUAACUUGUAAACCUGCAGUGUUGAUUUUACAUUUCUUAUUAAACAAAUGAGAUACAGGCCUAAUGUGUACAUUCAUGAGCCAGGCUUCUUUACCUUUGGACAGAGCCAGGCUAGCCGUUUCCCUGCGUUUCCAGCCUUUGUUCUAAGCUAAGCUAACCGCCUGCUGGCUCUAGCUUCAUAUUUAGCGUACAGACAUAAGAGUGGUAUCAUUCGUCCAAUCUAAUGCUGCGCUCCAUUUACCUCGGAAAUUGGACGUUGGAGCUGGGAAUGACGUCACACCCGAGUUGACCGCGUUUCAGUACAACAAGUCAGAAAAAUUAAUGGGAACCUAAUGGCAAUGUUAGCAUUACCAGUUGAUAACAACACAUUACCCCGGUAUUUUGCGCAUACAAACACCGUUGCAGCAUGCACUGAUAGAAGUUGGACAGUACGGUGUGUACGAAUGAUUUAAUGCAUCCAACUUUCCGAGUCGGAAAUCCAACGUCUGGGGGUGCUCCAGUUGAAAUUCCGACUUCCCAGUUCAAAUGGAACGCAGCAUAACUCGACAAGAAAGAGUAUAAGCGUAUGUCCUUUAAAUGUUGAUGUGCCUUCUUUGAGUCCACUUUAUUGUGUGAGCUACAUAUGCUACCAUUUUGCUAACGCAAAUACAUGCUAGCCGUGGACUUUUUUGCGUUGCAUCGCAUCACUUUUCAUGUGUUGUAGCCUCAGUAGCUGUAAGUGGUCGUUGCUAAAGUCUUUUCCUUGAUUUCCCUCCUAGAUUUGACGCAGCAGUCCUGUUUGCAUUGGCGGGUUGUAGCUUCCAAGUUUCAGGAAGUGUUAACGUUGCUCCCAGAUAUGAACUAGAUCACACUGGGGGUAUAUUUGCAUCAUGUGACUACUCAACUUGUAUAAUAAGAGGUUUAUUGAAUAUUAGAGGAAAAAGUGUUAUUUAUGACAAAAAAGAUGGUUUACUUUUAUUAUUAAUCUCAAACAUAUUCAUGAUGCACUUUUUAAUUUACACUAUUUCCCCUCUAUGAGUAUUAAAGUAUAUGGAGCUGAGUGGCAGGGAUGUAAUGGGGAGGGAAAGUGACAACUAGCACUACUGCUGGUUGUGUUCACCUUAUUUUCAUAUUCAUAUUUAAAAACAUCAGUUAUGCUCAAUAAUUAGUGAUGGUUACCGGAUAUCAACCAUAAUAGAGUAUUGCAAUAAAACACAGUUGCUGACACCUAAUCUGGUGUAAUAAACCAGAAGCCCCUGCUGUAAAGUCAAAAGGUUUUUCACUGUGCUUUGAACACGACCAGUGACUUUCCCUCCCCGUGGCUCUUUUCGAUAGCAUAUAGCAACUUUAUCUUGUCUAGAAAAGGGAUAUGAUUACGAUGAUGUUUAUGCGAUUUUUAUCAUGAUGAAAUGAUGAUAAACUAAUAGCUGUUUUAAAAAAAACUUCACUCUGUCUUCGACUAUUCAGGGAAGGAGGGGGUUAACACUUUAACUUGCUGUCUGUCGCAAUGUCAUGGCAUGAUUGUGUUUUCCUCUGUGAUUUGUUAACACACGCACAUGCACAUAUACACACACACAAACCGACACACAUGUUCAUGUUUCGUUUAGGUUGGCCUUGUCGUGAUAAAUGCAUGAAUCCCACAACGGUUCACUGGGUAACUUUAGUAGCUCUUUCAAGUUCACUAAAUCUUGUUUUUCAUCAGAUGCUGACUCACCUGCGCAUUCGCUUACGACAGACGUGACCUCUUUUUGUCACCCAUCACUAUUCAGAUAGCAGCUGUUGCUGGAUCCAUUGUUUGCUUUUUAUUCGGGUUUUGAAGGCCUAGUGUGGGUUUGAUAUUCAGGUAGCGGCUCUGAGUCAGACAAUCAAAUAUGUAUCAUAGUUUAUGCAGAUUUAAGAGAUUGUGUAGCAGGAGUUAAAGUAGGGAGGGAUUGUGACAAAGUGACAUUUGAGGUUGUGUUAAAAAAAAAGAAGCAGAUGUUUUACAUUUGACACAUUUGGCCAUUUUCACUCUUUUUACACACCGCCAGGUAUAUACUUAAUGUUGAAUGUCAUGUAACAUUUGUAUUGACAGGCUAUAUGAUUUGCUCAACCAUGAAAACACACACUGAUUUCAAUCAUUUGUUAGUAACCAUGGUUACGUAUUGAUGAGUUCAAGCAAAGAUGAAGAUGAUGUAAAACUCUCAGCUAUGGAAAGAUCUGACAUGUCAUCCAGGUAUUGAUUGUAUGAGCGCUAUAGGCAACAGAGAUGAUCCACUGGUCAACGCAGGAGGGGGAGGGUUCUCUUUUUUUCUGUCAGGGUGGUUGGUGAAUGUUACCUGACUUCCAGAUAUCCACCCAUCUCGUUGAAUAAUGUCGGUCUCAGGCUCGAAACGGCCAUGUGUUGAUUUGUGAUCCAGACUGACAAGCUCAACUCAUCUGUGCAAGCGUGCUUGGCUGGGUCACUGCAUGAUUAUGUGACCUUGCUGCAGGUUCAUAACUCUUUCCUUAUCUUCAUGAUGGGCUUUCUUAUCUCGAGUCAAGCAUAUUCUCUCCUUUUUUGCAACAAAAAAAAAAAGGAAAUCAUGACAAGAACUCUUGGAAAUGUUCAUUACAAUGCAUAUCAGAUAGUUUGCAGUGCUCUUUCUUUCUUUGUGUCACAAGUCAAUACAGUAAAAUAUAUACGGUGAAUGAUUUUCAAUAGCUACCCACUCCUUGUAGUGCAGUGUAAUACCCUAGAGACAAUGCAAUAGAUUCUCCUUUUUUGCUUUUCUGUUUGUGUAACUUGGGAAAUUAUUUUUUACAACUCAUGAGAAACACGCUCCUCUCCUUUUGGCAUAUGGACCUUGAUAAACAGCACAAAAAAAAAAGAGCAGCGUUGCAUUCAUGCAAGGCUUCCUGUUUCCGUAGAUAUGAGAGAUAAUUUUAGCCAGAGAGGAAUGUAAAUCAUAUGGGGGAAAUAUAUAUUAUAUAAAGUUGUAUAAUAUACAAAAUAUAUAUGAACCAAUGUUAUUUAUGUGAAUUUGAGUCCAAUUAAAAGUCUGAUCCCAAA
Molecule: messenger RNA, 6937 nt
Organism: Sebastes umbrosus (honeycomb rockfish)
Lineage: Eukaryota; Metazoa; Chordata; Actinopteri; Perciformes; Sebastidae
Gene: mid2
Product: midline 2
Exons: 12
Coding region: 587-2908 (773 amino acids)
Molecular function (GO): zinc ion binding; protein binding
Source: RefSeq, a predicted model, not a curated record